This is a messenger RNA of Aspergillus ochraceoroseus IBT 24754, 2642 nucleotides long. RefSeq names its product TFIIH/NER complex ATPase/helicase subunit SSL2. The coding region runs from base 1 to 2469 and encodes 822 amino acids. Lineage: Eukaryota; Fungi; Ascomycota; Eurotiomycetes; Eurotiales; Aspergillaceae. Gene Ontology annotation, molecular function: hydrolase activity; DNA binding; ATP binding. Gene Ontology annotation, cellular component: transcription preinitiation complex; nucleotide-excision repair factor 3 complex; transcription factor TFIIH holo complex. Gene Ontology annotation, biological process: nucleotide-excision repair; transcription initiation at RNA polymerase II promoter. The transcript is spliced from 3 exons. The record is from RefSeq and is a predicted model, not a curated record.
AUGCCGUCCAAACGGAAGGCGACUGACAGUGGUCGGUCUAGUAGAGCAUCCAAGCGGGCUACUCCUGUGCCUGAUAUGCAGGACAUCGAUAGUAGCGAUGAGUACUCCGAUUACGAGGAGGAUGCGAAACAGGAUAAGAUCAAAGAAAUGGUGGAUAAGUUCUCCCUCGAGUCGUUCAGCAAACAGAAAAUCCAGAGACAAGACCCGAAUUUCGGCUACAAGGACUUUUCCUCGCUUUCGUUGAAGCCGGACCAUGCGAACCGGCCGCUAUGGAUUGACCCUCUGAAAGGCACUAUCACCCUCGAGAGUUUUUCGCCGCUUGCCCCCCAGGCGCAAGACUUCCUGACCACCAUCGCCGAGCCGCUUUCACGCCCGACGCAUUUGCAUGAAUACCGAUUGACGGGUAACAGCUUGUAUGCGGCCGUAUCGGUUGGUCUGCAGCCCCAGGAUAUCAUCAACUUCCUCGAUCGACUAUCGAAGACACCCCUCCCGGAAACUAUCAAGUCGUUCAUCAUUGAUUUCACAAAGUCGUAUGGAAAGGUCAAAGUUGUGCUGAAGCAUAAUCGGUUCUUUGUGGAGAGUACGGACCCUGCGAUGCUGCAGAUGCUCCUUCAAGAUGAGGUUAUCGGAACUCAGCGUGUACAAGGAUCGGAAGGGAUCAUUCAACAGGCGGCUCCGAAAAUGGGUGGUCUUGUUAUUCCCGGUACCAAGGAUGCUGCGGGUGUUAAACAAACAUCGGAGCAGCAGCCUGUGGAGGAUGGUGCGGCAAAGCGCCAACAGGAGGACGAUAUCCUUUUAGCCAUACGCGAUGACGAUGACGAUGAUGAAGAACAGGCUCAAGUACACAGUUUCGAGAUUCCGAACGAAGCUGUGGAACCGGUCAAAGCAAGAUGCCAAGCCAUGGGAUGCCCAGCUCUGGAGGAGUAUGAUUUCCGGAACGACGAAAUCAACCCGACCUUGGAUAUUGAUCUGAAGCCGAACGCGCGGAUUCGAAGCUAUCAGGAGAAGAGCUUGAGUAAAAUGUUUGGUAAUGGCCGUGCCAAGAGUGGUAUUAUUGUCUUGCCUUGCGGUGCGGGCAAAACCCUGGUUGGCAUCACUGCAGCCUGCACGAUUAAGAAGGGAACCAUCAUUCUUUGCACCAGCUCGAUGUCUGUCGUCCAGUGGAGGAAUGAAUUCCUCCGAUGGUCGAACAUUGAUCCGGGUGAUAUCGCCGUUUUCACAUCGGACAAUAAGGAGAAGUUCCGUCGGUCCACCGGUAUUAUUGUCUCGACGUACUCGAUGGUUUCCCAAACGAGAGCCCGAUCGCACGACGCGCAGAAGAUGAUGGAUUGGAUGCAAUCCCGGGAAUGGGGUCUUAUGAUUCUGGACGAAGUGCACGUCGUGCCCGCGUCCAUGUUCCGUAAGGUUACUUCAGCCAUUGCGACCCAGAGCAAGCUUGGUCUGACAGCAACCCUCUUGCGUGAGGACGACAAGAUCAAAGAUCUGAACUUUCUUAUUGGCCCGAAGUUGUAUGAAGCCAACUGGAUGGAACUGGCGGAGCAAGGCCACAUCGCCAAGGUUCAGUGCGCCGAAGUGUGGUGCCCAAUGACGACCGAGUUCUACUCGGAAUACAUGAGAGAGAAGUCGAGAAAGGCCGCGCUGCUCUAUAUUAUGAAUCCGCGCAAGUUCCAGGCCUGUCAGUUCCUCAUCGACUACCAUGAAAAGCGUGGGGACAAGGUCAUUGUGUUUUCCGACAAUGUGUACGCGCUUGAACGGUACGCCCUCAAGUUGAACAAGGCGUACAUUUAUGGAGGAACCCCCCAGAAUGAACGGAUGCGGAUUCUCGAAAACUUCCAACACAACGAGCAAGUUAAUACCAUCUUCCUGUCCAAGAUUGGAGAUACCUCCCUCGAUCUACCUGAGGCGACAUGUCUGAUCCAGAUCUCCUCCCACUAUGGUUCUCGUCGUCAGGAAGCUCAGCGUCUCGGUCGCAUUCUUCGGGCCAAGCGUCGUAACGACGAAGGCUUUAAUGCUUUCUUCUACUCUCUCGUGUCGAAGGAUACAGACGAAAUGUUUUACUCCUCCAAACGCCAGGCAUUCUUGGUUGACCAAGGCUAUGCAUUCAAGGUUAUUACCCACCUUCAGGGCAUUGAGAAUUUGGAGGGGCUUGCGUAUGCAACCCCCUCGGAACGGCGCGAGCUCCUCCAAGAGGUCAUGCUACAGAACGAGACAUCCGCCGAAGUGGAGAAUGUCACCGAUGACCUCUUCUCUGAGCGAUCAGGCGGCCGAGCUCGAGCCAAGGGCGGUGUGAAACGCAGUGCUGCUACGCUCAGCGGCUUAGCGGGCGGGGAAGACAUGGCCUAUAUCGAGUACAACCGGAGCCGGAACAAGCAGCUCAAGGACAAGAGUGGCCACCACCCUCUGUUCCGUAAGAUCGAGCGGGAGCGCCAGAAGAGGAAGAAGGAAUUGGAGGAUUUGGGUAUCCGGUGAUCUGCAUCUGCAUCAUACCACCUAUUUUGCAUAUCUAUGAAUCCGUUAAUAUUUCGAAUAGCGGUGAAAUCGGUCCAGUGGAGAGAGUUUUGUUUUUUACAUCUAAGUGCGAUUUGCACAGGUAUCCUUAUAUACCAGAGACUGUAUUCUAUUAUAAUAAAAAAAAAAUACCC